This is a messenger RNA of Leishmania braziliensis MHOM/BR/75/M2904, 1875 nucleotides long. RefSeq lists its product as hypothetical. The record is from RefSeq and is a predicted model, not a curated record. Lineage: Eukaryota; Euglenozoa; Kinetoplastea; Trypanosomatida; Trypanosomatidae. The transcript has a single exon. Gene Ontology annotation, cellular component: nuclear cap binding complex. Bases 1 to 1875 code for a protein of 624 amino acids.
AUGCGGACCUUUGUCUUCAUCAGCGGCAUCCCAGACUUCCUGCUGGAGCCAAUCGUCAAAGGUGAUAAGAGCAGCAAUGGCGUCGCCACCACUAAGUCCGCUGCGGUGACCUCGAAGUUCGACCUUCGCUAUGAGCGCCUGCGCCGCCUGCUAGUGGAGCACUCGUCUGGAGUGAUGCUUGUCAUGCAUCUCGAGUCGAAGGGAUACGCACUGGCACUGUACGCUUCCGAGAGGGAGGCAUUGGCCGCAUGUAAGGCGGAUAUUACCCCUGAACAGCCGGGGCGCAAGUACCCGCCGCUGCGCCUGCGCAUCAUAGAAAAGGAGAAGCCAUGCCCACCGGAGCCCGUCUACAACCCGUACCUGAUAGUGGAAGGCGAGGAGGUGCGCAAGGAAGAGCUCGCCGAUACCCGUGGCCUGGAGCUUGUGUAUCGCGGCCGCGCGGUGGCCAAGUGGUGUGCGCGAACGCUGGCAGGCGAGGAUUGUUACUUCGGGGUUUCAUGCUUGAAGUUGCACAAGAACGCGACGCAGAGGACGGUUCGCAAGCGACCACGCGUCGAGGACGUCGACGUCAGCGCUCAUCUGACAAGCGAGCAGCAGGCAACCGUGCGGCAUCUGCUCUCCUCCGUGGAGGCCUCGAGGGCAGCCUUAACACCGGUUCCCAUGAUCAUGAAAAACUGCACGUACGUGCCAGUAUCGGCGGAGGAGAUGGAGAUGCUGAACCGACUCGCGUGCGAAGCGCCGUCUUGCACUUCUUUGCCAGCGUUUGAGUCACUGGAGGCUCAUCCCACCUACCAGACCCUUCUUCAGCGCAUCGACGAUGCCCUUCAGUCACAGCGGGCUGCUACUGUUGUCACCGCAGGUGGCGAAUCAACGGCGUUCUUUCCGCGACUGGGCUGUCCUGGUGGGGCGCCGUGGGACUGGAGUGUCGAGUCCGAGGAAGGCCGGCGGCUUCUCCGUCAGCGGUGCCCACUCCCAGCGAACGGUGCACCCACGCCGCUGGAGCGCGAUUUGUACACGCAGCGCCUGUGGUAUCACAUGAAUCAGCUGAACAGGUGCCACAGCGCGCGUGACGUAGUGCGGAUGUUGUGCGGCAGUCGCCGCGUGCGAGAGGCACUGCGUCGGUGUAGUGAGGCGAUCAACGAUGCUUCGGUGCCGUCGCCGUCGGGCACUCGUGCCGACGACAAGGCGCAAACAAACGUGUCGCCGUCGUCGUCCACCACGAAGGCUUCGGGGCUGACCAUUUGUCUGCAGCCGUGGCUGUACCUCCCCACAGUGGGUUGUGAGGUGACAGCGUAUCUUGAGCGCGGCGGGCGCCGGAUUCGCGGCGUUGUGCAGCGCUACGGACAGGUGCGUCUCAUGACCUCGGCCACGCUCUUGGCUUCGGCGUUUGCCGUGGUGGGAGACGCCGCCGACCCAGAUGCAUUACUCGCUCGGUACGCCGUCCUCGAGUCGGCGACCGACGCAGCCGCCGAGGAGGAUCUUACCAGGGAGCUGCGGGUGUUCCAGCGUAGCUUUGCCAGCGCCGUGGGCGAUGUUGCCCUCCAUCUGCAGACACACUCCAACAGCGUCGGUGGUGACGGGGCCGCGUGGUGCGUGCAUCUGGCCGUGGUGCUGACGCCCAACUCAGUUCCAACAGCAGGGCGGCUUCCAUCCGUCGCACUGCUCUCCGCCAGCCCCUAUCAGCGUGCCCUCGAGGAGUGCUCCAUGUACUCGUCUUUGGCGCCGCCGAGCAGAGGGGCCGAUCCGACCGCCUCGACGGAGACGCGGCCCACGAACGUGGACGUGGCGUGGAACACACAGCGGCACCCGUACAUCCCGCUCUUCAGCCGCGAUCUCUUGGAGAAGCUGCGCGCGGGCCCAGUGGGAAAAGGGUGA